AUGAACAUUGUCUUGGAUCUCCUCCUGCUUCUGAUCACCAUCAUCUACUCCUACUUGGAGUCCUUGGUGAAGGUUUGCAUUCCCCGGAGGAGAAAAUCUGUGGCUGGGGAGAUCGUUCUCAUUACAGGAGCCGGGCAUGGAAUAGGCAGGCUGACGGCCUAUGAAUUUGCAAAACGGAAGAGCAGACUGGUUCUGUGGGAUAUUAAUAAGCGCGGUGUUGAGGAAACCGCAGCUCAAUGCGGAAAACUAGGGGCUACAGCACAUGCGUUCGUGGUGGACUGCAGCAACAGAGAAGAGAUUUAUAACUCUGUGAGCCAGGUAAAGAAAGAAGUGGGUGAUGUAACUAUCGUGGUGAAUAAUGCUGGGACAAUAUAUCCAGCUGAUCUUCUUAGUACCAAGGAUGAAGAGAUUUCCAAAACAUUUGAGGUCAACAUCCUCGGACAUUUUUGGAUCACAAAAGCACUUCUUCCGUCAAUGAUGAAGAGAAAUCAUGGCCACAUUGUCACAGUGGCUUCAGUGUGUGGCCAUGGAGUGAUUCCUUAUCUUAUUCCAUAUUGUUCCAGCAAAUUUGCUGCUGUUGGCUUCCACAGAGCUCUGACAUCAGAACUUAAAGCGUUGGGAAAAACUGGUAUCAAAACCUCGUGUCUCUGCCCUGUUUUUGUGAAUACCGGGUUCACCAAAAACCCAAGCACAAGACUAUGGCCUGUAUUGGAGACGGAUGAAGUUGCAAGAAGCUUGAUAGAUGGAAUACUUACCAAUAAGAAAAUGAUUUUUGUUCCAUCCUAUCUCAAUAUCGCUCUAACACUAGAGAGAUUUCUUCCUGAACGUGCCUUGGCAGCUAUAAAUCAUGUACAGAAUGUUCAAUUUGAAGCAGUGAUUGGCCACAAAAGCAAAAUGAAGUGAAUAAAUGAGCUCCAGCCAGAGAUGUAUACACCUUAAUGAUGUGGAUCUAAGUAUAAAGUCAAUGCUUCAAAGCUUGAUUUCACAUUUUUCAAU
Diceros bicornis minor is the source of this 996-nucleotide messenger RNA. RefSeq names its product hydroxysteroid 17-beta dehydrogenase 13 (gene HSD17B13). Gene Ontology annotation, molecular function: oxidoreductase activity, acting on the CH-OH group of donors, NAD or NADP as acceptor. NCBI's taxonomy places the organism in Eukaryota, Metazoa, Chordata, Mammalia, Perissodactyla, Rhinocerotidae. The transcript has 7 exons. Bases 1 to 903 code for a protein of 300 amino acids. The record is from RefSeq and is a predicted model, not a curated record. Gene Ontology annotation, cellular component: lipid droplet.